AUGAUAAGAUCUUUUGGAGCAUUUGGUACCGGAACUGGAGGCUCAGCAUUUGGACAAUAUUUAACCCAGCCACAGCAGCAGGUUCCGCCAAGUCCUCUCGAGGCUUUGCAUAAUGCUGCGUUGAAUUGUAGUGUAUAUGAGGAUGAGAGAGACACUACACUGGCAAGGUGGAAUUUACUGCAAGCUCUCUGGGCGACAGGCAAAGCUUACUACUCACAGAUGGCUCUUCCAGUUCAGCUGACACAGCAGAACCCAUUGUGCAGAUUUAAAGCUAUUGGAUACAGCUGCAUGCCGUCUUCAGACAAUGCUCAGGGACUAGUGGCAAUCACUUUCUACAGGAAAGAGAUAGAGAUCCGGAGCCAACAAGCACAGCUGAUAAGCGGUCUGAAUAUGGUACUGCACCAGCUUUUGAGCCUUGGUGCAGAUAGCGUGUUCGCACAAGUAGCACCAGACAAAGACCAGAUCAAGGAAUACCUAGAAAAUCCUCCAGCUGGCAUUGACCCUCGACUGUGGAAGCAGGCUCAGUUGGACAACCCAAACCCUGAAAAGUACAAUUCAGUUCCAGUGACUGCAUUUGGUGAAAUGCGAAUGCAGAGACAAGAGGCGGCACACGGAGAAUUUGAGCGCUACUCAAUGGAUCCGUCUGUACAGGAAUAUAUUAAACAGUUUCUGGUUAUGAAACAGAAGGGUAUGGUCCGCUUGACUGACACAAUCCAGACUGACUUGGCCACCUUGAAGAUUAUCAAGGAAGGAAUUACUAGGUUAUUACAAGAACGCUGA
This is a messenger RNA of Cryptotermes secundus, 780 nucleotides long. Its product is annotated as probable nucleoporin Nup54. Lineage: Eukaryota; Metazoa; Arthropoda; Insecta; Blattodea; Kalotermitidae. The transcript has 3 exons. Gene Ontology annotation, biological process: protein localization to nuclear inner membrane; NLS-bearing protein import into nucleus; nuclear pore organization. Bases 1 to 780 code for a protein of 259 amino acids. Gene Ontology annotation, cellular component: nuclear pore central transport channel; nuclear pore. The record is from RefSeq and is a predicted model, not a curated record. Gene Ontology annotation, molecular function: structural constituent of nuclear pore.